AUGGGAGGAGAUAAAAGGGGGAUAAAAGGAAUUUCUCAAGAUGUUCUCCAACUCGGUUUGAAGUCUGGGAAGGCCCAAAGCGAGUACGUCCUGGCCACCAGGUUUCAGCGCCAUAGAGACUUUGCAGACUACCAUGAACGUUUUAACCAUGAUGAUGCUUAUCUUCUCUGCCGAUGCGGAGCACGAAAAGCACCGCUGCACUUCCUCUUCUGUCAUAUAGCUAAGAGACGAGCCCCUCGGCCUCCUGGGCCCCCUUCUGAGGUCAUCUCUUUUCUCUUAGGCACUGCUAAAGGAGCACAAAAGCUAGCCACAUGGCUAGCAGAGACCCACUUCUUUGAGGAUAUCUGCGGAUCAUUGCAGCUGGCAAAUACCCAAAACCCACUCCAAGUGGACCUCCCUGUAAGACCACGGCAGCUAUGGAAACGCGCCAAAGAGUCUCUUAUUUGUACAUAA
Molecule: messenger RNA, 453 nt
Organism: Talaromyces stipitatus ATCC 10500
Lineage: Eukaryota; Fungi; Ascomycota; Eurotiomycetes; Eurotiales; Trichocomaceae
Exons: 4
Coding region: 1-453 (150 amino acids)
Source: RefSeq, a predicted model, not a curated record